This is a messenger RNA of Macrosteles quadrilineatus (aster leafhopper), 1084 nucleotides long. Its product is annotated as leupaxin-like. Gene Ontology annotation, cellular component: stress fiber; adherens junction; filamentous actin. Gene Ontology annotation, biological process: muscle structure development; actin cytoskeleton organization. The record is from RefSeq and is a predicted model, not a curated record. The transcript has a single exon. NCBI's taxonomy places the organism in Eukaryota, Metazoa, Arthropoda, Insecta, Hemiptera, Cicadellidae. The coding region runs from base 87 to 1034 and encodes 315 amino acids. Gene Ontology annotation, molecular function: muscle alpha-actinin binding; actin binding.
UAAUCAGGAAACCAGAAUUCAAGUUAGUGCAAGACAAAUUUCAAGUAUUAUAAAUUUGGAAAACCCAGUUAGUUGCCGCAGUCAAAAUGUCUUCAAAACACAUAUGUGCCCAUUGCAACAAACCUAUCAACGAGGCAGUGGUAGUUGCAUUGGGCAAGAGUUGGCAUAAGGAGCAUUUUUUGUGUGCUCACUGUAAACAGCCCCUGAAAGAUGCCAAGUACAUACAAGAAGACGGAAAGCCGUACUGUGAAAAAGACUGGAAGGCCCUGUUUCAAACACCGAACCUACCUCAGUGUGCACAGUGCAACUCGCCCAUCCAAGACACAGUGGUAACAGCCAUGGGGAAAACGUGGCAUAAAGAUCACUUUGUUUGCACCCACUGCAAAAAACCGUUCAAAGACUCAAAGUUCCUGACAGAAAACGGACUACCUUAUUGUGAGGCAGACCACAAAGCUUUGUUUCAAAAAGGAGGCUCGAGUGGAGCGAUUUGCGCUCAGUGCAACAAACCGAUUGCGGACACCGUAACGCAGGCCAUGGGUAAAACUUGGCAUAAAGAACAUUUUGUGUGCACUCACUGCAAAAAACCGUUCAACGGUUCGUCAUUCUUCGUCCAGGACGAGAAGCCGUAUUGCGAAGACGAUCAUAAAAAACUCUUCCCUUCUGGAAACUGUGCUUCCGGCUCCAACCCUUUGUGUGCUCACUGCAACAAACCCAUCACGGACACGGUUUUGACAGCGCUCGGUAAACAUUGGCACAAAGACCACUUUGUUUGUGCUCACUGCAAGAAGCCCAUCACCGAGGCAGAGUUUAGCACCAAGGACGGCCAAGCUUAUUGUGAGAAGGACUACACAGCACUGUUCAGGAAGAAGUGCUCAGGAUGUGGAGAGCUGAUAAAGGAUACAGUCCUGACUGCCUUGGACAAGCAUUGGCACAAACAGUGCUUCUCCUGCAAUAAAUGCAAGAAACCCAUCAACGCACAGCAAGGGUUCACAGAGAAGAAUGGGAUGCCUUUCUGUAUGGGUUGUGGAGUGUAGGCUCAUUUAUUGUAAAAUUUUUGAAAGGGUAAAAUUGGUUAUUAUAUCUA